AUGCCAACCGAGCCAGCAUUGGCGGACGGGCGUCUGCCGACACCGCAGACAGCCAAAGAAUACUCGUUCCCCAUGACCCCUUAUGACAUCCAGCUUGAUUUCAUGAGACGGCUAUUCGAGACAAUCGAGAACGGCGAUUUCGGCAUAUUCGAAAGCCCCACCGGCACCGGCAAGUCGCUCAGCAUUAUCUGCGGCGCGCUCACAUGGCUCCAGCACAACUCAGAGCGCCCGCCCGCCAGAGAAUUACCAGCCACCGACGCGCCUGCAUGGGUGGUCGAGUUUGAGCGCAAGCGGCUCAACCAAAGCAAUAAUGGGGAUGCCGGCGACAAGUACGAUAGUUGGGUGAAGAAAGUGCGCAGUCAGGAGCAGGCAAUGCAGCGGAGGUCGAAUUACCGACAUAUCGCUGGCAAUAGCACGGCUGGGCUGAAGCGCAAGACGGAGGUGGAUAGUGAUAGCGAGCUUGUUGUUGAUGCGUACUAUAGCGACGACAUGGCCAGGAAGCCGACCGAGGACAAUGUCGAUGACAGCGAGGUCCGGUACUCGGACAAUGUGCGCAGGCUGCUGCAACAGCGGGCGGAGAACAAGCCGUAUUUCGACAGCUCCGACGAAUCUGACCUCAGUGACAAUGGGGGCGAUGGUGGGCCGCCCGAGGAGCCGAAUGUGACCAAAAUCUACUAUGCCUCACGCACGCACUCGCAGCUACAGCAGUUUGUCGGCGAAAUCAGGCGCACCGAGUUUGCCCGCCGGGGUGUCAAAUGCGUAUCGCUGGGCUCGCGCUGGCAGCUGUGCAUUAACGAUUCGGUACGCCAUGGCUGCAAAGCCGUCCAUCCAAUUAACGAGCGGUGUCUGGAGAUGCAGCAGAACCCAAAGAAGAGGCGGUGUCCAUUCCUACCAGCAUUGCAGACGCCGAUGCUUGAUUUCAAGGACUCAAUCGGAAGCAAAAUCAUGGACAUUGAGGAUUUGGCAAAGGAGGGGAGGAGGGCUGGUGUUUGCUCGUACUAUGGAUCGCGGAAUGCCGUGCGUGCGGCGCAGGUCGUAGCGUUGCCGUAUAAUAUGCUGCUGUCCAAGAGCGCGCGCGAGUCCAUGGGUGUAUCGCUCAAAGACCAUGUGGUGAUUGUUGACGAGGCGCACAAUCUGGUGGACACCAUCCUCGCCAUCCACUCGGUCACAAUCGACCUGCACACUGUUGCGGGGCUUGAGGAGAUGGUGCAGAUGUACUUUUCAAAGUACUGGCGCCGCCUCAAAGGCAGCAACACCGUGUACAUCCGCCAGACACUGGCGCUGCUGAAGGCGCUGCGCAAGUACAUGCAUGGGGUUGCCAGUGGUGGGGAGUCGACCAGUGUCCUGUCAGUGAACGACUUUUUGCAGCGCGCACAUGCAGACCACAUAAAUGUGUACAAGAUCGACCGGUAUCUGCGCGAAAGCAAGCUAGGGCGCAAGCUGAACAUGUUUUCUGAUAGGCGCCAUUUGGAGGAACUCCAGGCUGCACCAAAGCGGGGGAGGGUGGAGUCGAUGGAGACGGCUGGCAGCGACAAACCAGCCAUUUUGUCUGCGCCAGCUUCGGGGAUUGCGUCGCUUGAGGCGUUCAUGGAGUGCAUUGGGAGACCGGACCGGACCGGGGCCCGUCUUGUUGUGCGUACACUGGCUAAAGACAAGCCCACAGUCGAGCUCAAGUACCUGCUGCUAGAUCCGUCUGAGGCCUUUGGCGAGAUUCGCAGGGAGGCACGCGCAGUGAUCUUGGCUGGUGGCACCAUGAAGCCAGCUACGGACAUCGUCGAACAGCUGCUCCCUGAUAUCCGGCGUAUGUCAACUGAGGAUAUUGCUGAUGAGCACCGGAAGAAGCUUGACCCACAUAGCGCGAGGUUGUUUGCAUGGGAGCAUGUGGUCGCUCGCUCGCACAUCAAGGAGCUGGUGGUGGACAGCGGUCCGACGGGCCAGCCGAUGAGAUUUACGUUCCAGGACCAGUCAGAUAUGGUGCGGAUCCGCGAUGCCGGCCUGGCACUGGCAAGCCUAUGCAAUGUGAUCCCGGCUGGGGUGGUCGCAUUUUUCCCAUCGUAUGCCCUGCUGGGGAAAAUGUUUGCCGAAUGGACAAAGCACGGGAUCAUCCAGCGUAUCGAGAGGAAAAAGCCGGUGUUCUGCGAGUCGCAUUCUGCGAAUCUCCAGGACAUGCUGCCAAAUUACAUGAAGCGCGUACAUGCACCGGGGUCCACUGGUGCAGUUCUGCUGAGCGUGGUUGGCGGCAAGCUCAGCGAAGGCAUUAAUUUCAGCGAUGACCUGGGCCGUGCUGUCGUCAUGAUCGGCGUGCCGUUCCCUAACCUUGCCUCACCAGAGCUCGCCGAGCGCAUUGCCUUCUACGAUGGGGUGGCGGCAGGGAAGAUGGGUCCGCGCGGGCGAGAGCUGUACGAGUCGUUGUGUAUGAGGGCCAAUGACUAUGCUGCAAUCGUGUUUUUGGACAGCAGGUAUGCAGAUAGCAGGAUUUCCAGCAAGCUGCCGUCAUGGAUGGCCCACUCGAGCACUCAGCCAGGGCAGAAGGUCGAGCACAUGCCAUUUGGGCCGGCUGAUAAGCGAUCAGCUAGCGACGACAUGAUUACAUUCGAAGCUUUGGUACAGCCCGAGAAGCUGCGCAAGGCCAUCCUCUCAGCCUAUGUUGUGGAUAUGGAAUGGCUAACCGGCAAGUUUAGGUCAGAGACAAAAAUCGUGCUGGUUGAGAACUACAAUCCGAAGACAGAGCACAGAGGGGCUAUGCAGUUUGACCGUGGAAUGUUGACGAUAGUUCACCCGGAAUUCAACCCCCGGCAGAUGUACCCUAUUGUGCAUUCGAAGUUCAUGCUGCUGUUCUAUGACACGCAUGUGCGAUUGGUGGUAGGCUCAGCAAACCUUAUCCCGGUUGACUGGAGUAUAAUCCAAAACAUUUUGUUUAUCCAGGACCUGCCAUAUACGCCCAACCAGCCCCAGCCUACAACCGAGUUUGGGAUAUCACUGACGGAGGUGCUUUUGGACCUGAGCGUGCCAAGCCAAGCAGCUGCGCAAUUGAAUUAUAUUGAUUUUCGCAAGGUCACCGUGCACCUCGUUGCCUCUGUGCCGACAAGCUACCGGCGCAGCACCGACCAUUCGACACACUACGGAAUCAGCCGGUUAGCCCAGGUUGUGCAUAAAAUGAAGCCGCAUAUGCCGGCUGUCGACAAUGCCAGCUUGAACCUGUAUGUGUACGGAACCUCGAUGAGUGCCAUUACUGAACAAUACCUGACGGUGUUUUAUAAAUGCGCGCAGGGGCCAGAUCCCCAGUCGCUGAACAGCAUGUCCAGAUGGUAUAUGGAUAAAAGCGCCGUGCGUGUAUAUAUCGGGUUCCAUACAGAGGACCAGGCACAGCAAUUUAGAUACGAGAGCCAGAGCCGCAGCAGCCUGGUGUUUAUGCGAAGCAUGUACAUUAACCCCUCGUUCCCCAGAGACCGGUUGUAUAAGAUCAGGGCCUCUUCCCCGCGGGUCGCCACCCAUGCCAAGGUCAUUAUGGCGCGCUUGGGCAGGGCACAAGACCAUGGGUGGGUCUACCUGGGCAGCCACAACUUUACACAAGGGGCAUGGGGCCGGCCGAAGGAUACAUCGCGGCCCAACAUUAACAACUACGAGCUGGGCGUCGUCAUCCCAGAUAUCAGCUACUCUGUUGAGGCUGGGCAUACACAUGCCAUGUGGAAUGGUGUCAGGGUUCCACUUUCGUUUGAUUCAGCCCUGUCACUUGUCGAAUAUGGUAGUGACGGCAGCGAGGACGAGAGUGAACCAAAGAAUGAAGGAGAGGCAGAGGAACAAGCUGACGAGGCCAAUGGCCUACCUGCAGGGUUCUUUGAUGCUGGAGUAGAGCCUGAGGUAGAUGGGGCAGAAGAAGACCCAGAUGUCCAAAUGGACGACGAGAAACCAAAUGACCAGCCUGCUCUGCCCGCGGGGUUCUUUGACAGCGCAACCGAGCAAAAAGCUGCAGAGACAAAAACCUCUGUUGGCCAGAUACGUGUCGAGCAAAAGAAGGACCUGGCAAAGGACCUGGCCAGCUUUGAGGCGGAGAUAGCCGAUCUCGCCGAAGAGAAUAGCCUUGUGCGCACGACCGAUGAGGCAGAUAUGCAAAAGUCGGCAAUCGACGAGCUAGACCGCAAGGACCGGGAGUGGAAGGCAAGGACACAGAGACUGGCCAAGAUGCGAGCAGUCAUUCAAGAGGGAUUAAAGGAAAUGGACGUGAGCCAGAUAGAAACGAACGAGGAGCAGGCUGAUGCGGCAUCAAGUGGGUCAGAUUCAGACAUGAGUGACAUAGACGAGAUAGCGGACUGGCGGUCCCGGACAUUCUAA
This is a messenger RNA of Linderina pennispora, 4332 nucleotides long. RefSeq names its product DNA repair helicase. Gene Ontology annotation, cellular component: nucleus. The coding region runs from base 1 to 4332 and encodes 1443 amino acids. Gene Ontology annotation, biological process: establishment of sister chromatid cohesion; DNA repair. The record is from RefSeq and is a predicted model, not a curated record. Lineage: Eukaryota; Fungi; Kickxellomycota; Kickxellomycetes; Kickxellales; Kickxellaceae. Gene Ontology annotation, molecular function: DNA helicase activity; DNA binding; ATP binding. The transcript has 5 exons.